UGACCUACUGCCCGUCUCCUAGGCCACUAAACCACGGCUGUGCCCCGGAGUAAGACAACAGGGACUGUAGAGCGAAGCAGAGGCCCGAGCCAGACCAGGAACCACUUCCUCUCCCAGGUCUUCCUUCAGACGCUGACAUGGCCCAGCUGGCGACAACAGAGCUGCUGCUCCUUCUGGCAGUGGUGACCACAGUGUGGGCAGCCCGGCACAGGACUGAGCUUCUCAAUGUCUGUAUGGAUGCCAAGCACCACAAGGAAAAGCCAAGCCCGGAAGAUGAGCUGCAUGAGCAGUGCAGUCCCUGGAAGAAGAAUUCCUGCUGCUUUGCCAACACCAGCCGAGAAGCCCAUAAGGACAUUUCCUACCUGUACAGAUUCAACUGGGACCACUGCGGACAGAUGGCACCUGCCUGCAAACAGCACUUCAUCCAGGACACCUGCCUCUAUGAGUGCUCCCCCAACCUGGGGCCCUGGAUCCAGCAGGUGAACCAAAGCUGGCGCAAAGAACGCAUCCUCAACGUGCCCCUGUGCAAGGAGGACUGUCAGCAAUGGUGGGAGGACUGUCGCACGUCCUACACCUGCAAGAGCAACUGGCACAAGGGCUGGAACUGGAGCUCAGGGUAUAACCAGUGCCCAGCUGGAGCUGACUGCCACCCCUUCCACUUCUAUUUCCCCACACCUGCUGCUCUGUGCAGUGAAAUCUGGACUCACUCCUACAAACUCAGCAACUACAGCCGAGGGAGUGGCCGCUGCAUCCAGAUGUGGUUCGACCCGGCCCAGGGCAACCCCAACGAGGAGGUGGCGAGGUUCUAUGCCUUGGCCAUGAGUGCCGGGGCCCUGCCCCAUGGGAUCGAGCCUCUCCUGCUCAGCCUGGUCCCAAUGCUGCAACUCUGGCUGCUCAGCUGAGCUCCUUUCACCUUGGAUACCUGCACAGCCCUGCCCAGUUCAGCCCCAUAGCUCCCAGCUAUUCACUUCCGGUUCCUUGGAUGGGGGCGGGGCUCUGGCUGACAUCUGAAUAAACCAGACACCCAACAUGUAUUAAGUGAA
This is a messenger RNA of Suricata suricatta (meerkat), 1043 nucleotides long. RefSeq names its product folate receptor alpha (gene FOLR1). The transcript has 5 exons. Gene Ontology annotation, molecular function: signaling receptor activity. Bases 138 to 902 code for a protein of 254 amino acids. NCBI's taxonomy places the organism in Eukaryota, Metazoa, Chordata, Mammalia, Carnivora, Herpestidae. Gene Ontology annotation, biological process: sperm-egg recognition; cell adhesion; fusion of sperm to egg plasma membrane involved in single fertilization. Gene Ontology annotation, cellular component: external side of plasma membrane. The record is from RefSeq and is a predicted model, not a curated record.